Messenger RNA from Ostertagia ostertagi, 324 nucleotides. The record is from the annotation of a GenBank genome assembly. NCBI's taxonomy places the organism in Eukaryota, Metazoa, Nematoda, Chromadorea, Rhabditida, Trichostrongylidae.
AUGCAGCUGAUUCGUCGUAUGGAGUCAGCUGCUUCAAACCUCUAUAAAGAGAAGAAAAUUGGCGGUUUCUGUCAUCUGUACUCUGGCCAGGAAGCUUGUGCUGUUGGCAUAAAAGCAGCUAUGACAGAUGGUGAUGCUGUGAUUACUUCGUAUCGUUGCCACGGAUGGACAUUGUUACAUGGCGCCAGCGUAUCGCAAGUUCUCAGUGAACUGACUGGUAUGUUGUUUUGGGGGCCUCAAUUCUCGACAAUAAUUUUAAUUUCAUUCGAAGAUGUUACUGAAGAUCAAUGUAAUGGCUUCUCAAGUACUGUAGCACCAUUCUGA